AUAAGCUUUUUGACGAGAAGGGAGUGUUUGGUAGAGUAUGCAGACAUGAAUACCCAAGGGGAUUUAUGAGUAUCAAACAUGGAGAAAGGAUAGCAUAUUCAGUGUAUGAGGUUAAAAAGCUUCUGUGUCAUUAUGAUGAGGAUACUGAUGUUAAAAUAAUGUAUGACAUUGCAUGUACUUUGUCUGCCCACCUAAAGAAAAACGAAGAGCAUACCAUUCUUGGACGCAUUGACUUGGCAAUUCCUGUUUUCCAUGCAUAUGGACAUAAAUCUUCUUGCCAGGUUGCUUUUGGUCCUAGAAGAAAGGAGGGAUUUGGCCUUACUGACGGUGAAGGAAUUGAAAGACUUUGGUCUUACCUCAGAGGAUUUUCAUCAAUGACAAAGGAAAUGACAGCUGGUCGAAGGGUUGACGUAUUAACAGAUGCGCUUCUUCACCAUGCAAGACAUGUCUUCUACAGUUUGGCUAGUUGA
Dendronephthya gigantea is the source of this 470-nucleotide messenger RNA. RefSeq lists its product as uncharacterized. The record is from RefSeq and is a predicted model, not a curated record. Lineage: Eukaryota; Metazoa; Cnidaria; Anthozoa; Malacalcyonacea; Nephtheidae. The transcript is spliced from 4 exons. The coding region runs from base 66 to 470 and encodes 134 amino acids.